This is a messenger RNA of Myripristis murdjan (pinecone soldierfish), 2081 nucleotides long. It is a transcript of the gene tbx18, whose product is annotated as T-box transcription factor 18. The record is from RefSeq and is a predicted model, not a curated record. Gene Ontology annotation, cellular component: nucleus; chromatin. Gene Ontology annotation, biological process: positive regulation of DNA-templated transcription; somitogenesis; cell fate specification. Gene Ontology annotation, molecular function: RNA polymerase II cis-regulatory region sequence-specific DNA binding; DNA-binding transcription factor activity, RNA polymerase II-specific. Bases 38 to 1570 code for a protein of 510 amino acids. NCBI's taxonomy places the organism in Eukaryota, Metazoa, Chordata, Actinopteri, Holocentriformes, Holocentridae. The transcript is spliced from 8 exons.
UUCCUUCCUUUCGUUCGUCUCUCCAAAGCAGAGAGAAAUGGCAGAGAAGCGGAGGUCCCCGUGCACGCUGAGCGUCAAAGCGCACGCAUUCUCGGUAGAGGCGCUGAUCGGGGCGGAAAAGCGGCGCAGGACCGGGGAGGAUGUUGUCUCUCCCGGCUUCGAGGACGGGACUGAUGUCUCUGAUCUUACCGGGAGCCCGGGGCCACGGGCCGAGGGAGCGUGCGCCAGCGACCGGGGCAGCGAGGUAGAAUGUGCAAGUGACGGAUCGCCGGAAAGCGAGGACGCGCUGCUGGAGAGCCCGCCGCCGGGAGCGCUCUGCACGGCGCCGGUAAGCGGGAGCGGAGAGGAGACCCGCGUGGACCUGCAGGGAUCAGACCUGUGGAAACGGUUCCACGAGAUUGGCACGGAAAUGAUCAUCACCAAGGCGGGACGGCGGAUGUUCCCUGCUAUGCGUGUGAAGAUUACAGGCUUGGACCCACAUCAGCAGUAUUACAUUGCCAUGGAUAUAAUCCCCGUGGACAACAAGCGAUAUAGGUACGUGUACCACAGCUCCAAGUGGAUGGUGGCAGGGAACGCGGACUCCCCUGUCCCGCCCCGGGUGUACAUCCACCCGGACUCCCCGGCCUCCGGAGAGACGUGGAUGCGUCAGGUGGUCAGCUUCGACAAACUCAAACUAACCAACAACGAGUUGGACGACCAGGGACACAUUAUUCUGCACUCCAUGCACAAGUACCAGCCGCGGGUUCAUGUAAUCCGUAAGGAGUGUGGAGAGGAGUUGUCCCCAGUGAGGGCCGUCCCUGUGGGGGAAGGCACCCGGACCUUCUCCUUCCCUGAGACUGUGUUCACCACAGUCACCGCAUACCAGAACCAACAGAUUACAAGGUUGAAAAUUGACAGAAACCCAUUUGCCAAGGGCUUCAGAGACUCUGGCAGAAACCGGAUGGGUCUGGAGGCUCUGGUCGAGUCCUAUGCAUUCUGGCGUCCCUCCCUGCGGACGCUCACAUUUGAGGACAUCCCCGGCAUGACCAAGCAAGGAGUCCCGGGAGCUCACGGAGGUGUUGGAACGUCAUCUCACCUGCUCUCCUCGUCCCCAUGCUCCUCACCUUUUCAGGUUUGCCCUCUCAGCCCGCCUGACUACAGCUGCAGCCGACCCACACACCCCCUCCAUCGCUACAGCAACGCCCCGGAGCCGUUCCCCCCUCCACGAGGUUCCUCAGCCUACGAAGGUGAAGGAUUUUGUUCCCUGUCUCUCCCUGCCUCUCAGAUUGGCUAUCUACCAAACCCCUCCCCGCAGGGUUACGCUGGCCUCCGCCUCCACACACCACCAUACAGUCUGUACGGUUACACGUUUCCUCCCUCACCACGCCUCGCUGCCAGCCCUGAUAAAAUGGCCUCUGCUGCCAAUCAUCAGAGCCCGUUCCUUGGUUCCUCCCCGAGCGGGACUCUAACGGACAGUCUGGGUGUCCUCAGCGGGGGCCAGCAGGGCUUCUUGUUUGACUCUCGGACUUUAGGAUUGGCCGGUAGCCAGCCAGGAGGUGGGACCUCACAGGUGACCGCCCACAUGGGCUGAACUUGACUCCUGACCUCUGAGGUUGUCAUGGAAACAAUGACAUUCUGGAAUGGGUACCAGCAGCCUCUGAUUCAGAGUUUUGUACAAACAAACCGUCCACGCCUUGCCGAAGUAUGGACAGAAACGACGACAGAGAAGCAAGAGCGACGGCUCAAGACGUUGCUUCUGCGAGCACAAAGAGCUUGUCAAAGCUCCUAGGACUGAGGGGAAUAUUUUUACCGAGUUCUUAUUUUUCAAGCAUGUUCUCCGCAGCAGUUGCUAAAGGAAGAAACUGUGGCUUUGGAUAAGCAGUCCAAAUAAUGUAACCUAGUGACUGAACUGGAACAGAGUAUGGAUCAGAUCCACACAAACAGAAGCCAAGUAAGUCUGGGCAGAAUCUGGGCUGGCCCGGACCCUCAAAGCAAGCACUUCAACCCCUGACAGGAGUCCCCCUCAAGCAGUGUAUUUCAACUAUUAUUCUCACACAGUAAUUCUGCAACCCCUCAAUAAUAUGGUGAAAUCUUGCCUACUG